Molecule: messenger RNA, 3004 nt
Organism: Limulus polyphemus (Atlantic horseshoe crab)
Lineage: Eukaryota; Metazoa; Arthropoda; Merostomata; Xiphosura; Limulidae
Product: cubilin-like
Exons: 15
Coding region: 23-2662 (879 amino acids)
Molecular function (GO): serine-type endopeptidase activity
Source: RefSeq, a predicted model, not a curated record
UGAGAAUCAUCGUAAAGGAUUCAUGAUACAAGUGAAACAAAUACCCAACUCUUGUUCCGACCGAGAAAUUUCACCACCAACAAGAGGGCGCUAUUGUGAUCAGCACAUUGCGAAGUUUACAGAUAGAAUACGAACACCAGGUUUCCCUGGUGGUUACGGGCCGAACGAAAAAUGUGUAUACACUAUCCACCGUACUGAUCCACGCAUCUGUCAGGUGGAGAUGGAGUUUCUGGAGUUCGAUUUGGAAGGAGGUUGGAGUCGCUGUGACAAAGACUUCUUGGAGCUCCCAGACGGAUCUCGACUUUGUGAUGCAACACAUGGCCAAAAACGGAGGUUGGAUUUUCCACGUGAUGGCAACAUACUGAUGCUGAAGUUCAUUAGUGAUAGCUAUGGAUCAAGACGCGGUUUCGACAUCGCCGUUCGCCAGGUGCUAGAUUCAUGCAGAGUGCCAGUUCUACCGCCAUCUGGAGGGCGCUGCGAACAAGAGGUGAUAACAACGAGUGGACAAAUAACUUCUCCCGGGUUUCCAAACAAUUAUGGUCCUAAUGAAAAUUGCAUUUUCACUAUUCGUCGGGCUGAUUCUACGGUGUGCUCCAUUGUCUUAGAUAUCCAACACUUUGAUCUGGAAAACGACAAAGGGGGCUGCAGUAACGAUUACUUGGAAUUUCCGGAUUUGACACGUUUGUGUGGUCGUUACAGCGGCAGAAAGACUGUCAACAUCCCGCGAGGAUUAGAUUCUGUGACCCUUCUGUUUGUUAGCGACGGAUACGUAUUCGGUAGAGGUUUUAAGAUCUACGUUAACCAAAUACUUGGAUCGUGUGGUGAUCUUCCAUCUGUAGGAGACUGUAACCAGGAGAUUACAUCGUUUAAGGGAACCUUUACUUCACCUUCUUACCCAUACGAUUACAGCGCCAACCAGAAGUGUACUUACACAAUACAUAAAGGGGAUCCAUCCGUUUGUGUCGUGGAAAUUGACUUUCUCCAAUUUGACAUCGAGAAUUCCAGGGACAAUUGCUCACGUGAUUUUUUAGAACUUCCAGAGGGAAAUCGUCUCUGUGGACCGAUCUCUGGAACAAGGUUAGUGGAAUUUCCGGUUGGAAGACAUUCAAUUACCAUGACAUUCUAUAGUGACAACUACGGAACUGGUCGAGGUUUCGAACUUUCAGUGAGUCAACGAAGAAAUUCUUGUGGUUCCGUGCCAAGUCGUUGUGGCCAGGAAAUUACGGGUGUUUCUGGAAGAUUUUCAUCUCCAUCUUUUCCUCAACGUUACGGUCCAGGUCUCCAAUGCCGUUAUACAAUCCGAAGACCCGAUCCGCUGACAUGUAAAGUAAAACUCACUCUCAGAGAUGUAGAUAUAGAAUACAGCGCCACCUGUAACAAUGAUUAUCUCGAACUUCCGGAUAAAGAACGAAUCUGUGGGACACAAGUACCGAGGUUAAAAACUUAUGAAUACAACUUAGCAUCUGGCGCUGUGAUGGUUUUGUAUUUUGUUACUGACAACUACGGUUCUGGUAAAGGGUUUGACCUCGAGAUUUACCAAGUUCCUAAUUCUUGUUCAGUCUCCCCUUCUUUCGUUCAAUGUAACCAGUUAAUCACGGAAGAAAAAGACGUUAUCCGGUCACCCAAUUAUCCUAAGGACUAUUUACCUAGCGUCAGGUGUGAGUAUGAGAUCAAGAGAUUUACUGCGUCCACGUGUCACGUUCAGUUAGAGUUUUUGGACUUCGAUGUGGAAACGGAACAGAAUUGUAAGGCUGAUUUUCUGGAGAUUCAGUCAUCAAAGGAACGACUGUGUGGUCAUCAUCAGCAGCCAACUAGAGUUAUUCCAUUUCCCACGGGUUCGGAAAGCUUAAGCUUCGUGUUCAGCUCCGACAGGUAUACCAACAGAAGAGGCUUUAACAUCCAAGUAACUCAGCUCAAAGGGUCUUGCUACAACCCUAUUGUGAAUACGAUAACAUGUGCUACGUUACGAGACGUUAGCGGUGUGAUGCAGAGCAACAACUACCCUGGGCCUUACAAUCCAAACACAAACUGCUAUUACAAAAUAUUUCGACACAGCAACGCCGUCUGUCGGUUGGAGGUAUAUUUCUCGAGAUUUGACGUAGGUCAUGUGAAAGACAGAGGCUGUGAUGAAGAUUAUCUAGAAAUUCAUGGAUUGAGAUAUUGUGGACUACUGGAUGGACAAACAGUUCAAGUUCCUUUUCCGGAAACGAAAAGCGAGGUAGAUUUUCAUUUCAGAACGGACGAAUCUGAUCAGAGGACAGGUUUCCGGAUAGAAGUGAAACAGGUGACCCAAGGAUGUGAAGAAGAUAUUUCUUCGAAUGGUUGCGACGCUACUUUUUCGAAAGAAACGUUCCAUAUUCUCAGUCCAGAGUACAGGAACAAAGCCUACCCUUCCAAUAUAGAUUGUCAAUAUACAGUGAAGAAAGUCAAAUUUGAUGUGUGCGCUAUCGAAAUUAAGUAUAAUAACUUUCAUUUGGAGGAUUCGGAAGAUUGUACGAACGAUUACUUACAGAUUGAUGAUUUGAAAGUUUGUGGAAAGAUACCCCAUAAUUCAGUUCGUACUUACCAGUUUCCGGCGGACGAGUUAAUUAUACGCCUGCACACAGACACGUACGUAAAUGAAAAAGGAUUUUUUUUAACAGCAAAACAAAUAUCCUGUUGAGUACUGUAUCUAUGAAUGCUUUUGUCAUUAUCUGCUUCACAUAUUUCUAAAAUGAAACCACGCUAUUAUUAAUGUGCAUAUUUAACAAUUGAACUUGAUUCAAUAUAUGAAAAUCACACUAUUAUUAAUUUGUAUAUUUAAAAAUAGAACUUGAUUCACUAUGUCAAAACCACACUAUUAUUAAUGUGAAUAUUUAAAAUAGAACUUGAUUCACUAUGUCAAAACCACACUAUUAUUAAUGUGAAUAUUUAACAAUAGAACUUGAUUCAAUAGAUGAAAAACCAGAUGUUAAAAUUGAACAAUACAUCAUUUAAAGUUUGAUCAAAUGUAAACUGCUUUAUA